AUGGAUCCGCAACUAAUGGAGGUUUCACAGCAGUUCGAGAGGUUUAAAGCUGCGUUUAUAAUAAAAGAUUUCGAUACCUGUUCCAGUCUCUUGUCUCAGCUUAAGUUGUUUGAUCAUUAUCUUAUAUCACUCUCACUGAAUGCAUUGCUUUUGCUUACGUGUGCUCUGUUUUUUCUAUGUACCAGGAAUCGUAUUCCGCCAUCUCCGCAAGAGAAUCUAAUCAUGGGGUUGAACCUACUGAGACUGCUUGUUCAGAACAGAAUAGCUGAAUUCCACACAGAACUGGGAUUACUUUCAUCUGCAACCUUGGAGAAUCCUUGCAUCAAGCAUGCGGUGGAGCUCGAGCAAUCCUUCAUGGAAGGUGCUUAUAACCGUGUGUUGAGUGCUAGACAAACCGCACCUGAUGAGACUUACGUCUAUUUCAUGGAUCUCUUGGCAAAAACCAUUAGAGAUGAAAUAGCUGGAUGCAGUGAGAAAGCAUACGAUCAUCUCUCAAUCAGUGAAGGUUGUAAGAUGUUACUCUUCUCGUCUGAUCAACAACUGUUAACAUAUGUGAACGAGGAGCACCCGGAGUGGGAAGUUAAAGACGGGUUAGUUGUCUUCCAAAAAACCAGAGAAACCGCACCGUGCAAGGAGAUACCGUCACUUCAACUCAUCAACCAGACUCUCAGUUACACCAGAGAGCUCGAGCGUAUCUUGUAAAUCCCAUUCAAGUGUUACCAUUGUUUGACUUACACGCCUCAGUCAUCACUAGUAUUUUCCCAAACAGUUGAUUUGAUUCAUCAGAUAAUUUAGCUCUGUCCUUUCUUUCUUUUGUCGUCUGGUUAUAAUGCAACUUAUAUGUUAUGGUCACAUGAAUGAUUUCUGGCUCAUAAAGGCAACUCCAUUAAAUGAGUCCGUGAUUGAAUUUUGAUUCUUGUGUCCCACUGCUUGUAAAUAUAUUAUGUGUAUUAUUUUUUUUAUUCAAGAAAG
Arabidopsis thaliana (thale cress) is the source of this 972-nucleotide messenger RNA. It is a transcript of the gene RPN12b, whose product is annotated as regulatory particle non-ATPase 12B. Lineage: Eukaryota; Viridiplantae; Streptophyta; Magnoliopsida; Brassicales; Brassicaceae. The record is from RefSeq and is marked reviewed. Gene Ontology annotation, biological process: proteolysis. Bases 1 to 702 code for a protein of 233 amino acids. The transcript has 3 exons. Gene Ontology annotation, cellular component: proteasome regulatory particle.